Molecule: messenger RNA, 1204 nt
Organism: Ilex paraguariensis (yerba mate)
Lineage: Eukaryota; Viridiplantae; Streptophyta; Magnoliopsida; Aquifoliales; Aquifoliaceae
Source: the annotation of a GenBank genome assembly
AUGUCGACAACUGACGUCAAGCUUCUGGGUGGAUGGCCGAGUCCAUUCGUGAUGCGAGCUCGAAUAGCACUCAACAUCAAGUCCGUGGACUACCAGUUUCUCCAAGAAAAGCUGGGCGAAAAGAGUGAGCGUCUUCUCAAAUCCAAUCCUGUUUACAAGAAAAUCCCAGUUGUGAUUCAUGCCGAUAAGCUAAUAUGUGAAUCGCUUAUCAUUGUCCAGUACAUCGACGAUGUUUGGACCUCUGGUCCUUCGAUUCUUCCUUCAGAUCCCUAUGAUCGUGCUAUUGCUCGCUUCUGGGCGGCUUACAUCGAUGAUCAGUGGUUCCCAUCUGUGAGAGGAAUAGCAUUUAUUGCUGAGGGAGAUGAAGCGAAGAAAGAGGCACUAGAGCAAGUGGCAGCAGGAUUGGAGCUCUUGGAAGAUGCAUUCACCAAAUGCAGUAAAGGCGGCAAUUUCUUUGGGGGAGAACGUAUUGGGUAUCUCGACAUUGCGCUUGGGUGCUUCUUGGCAUGGCUCAGGGUGACAGAGAAGUUGGGCAAUGUGAAACUGCUUGAUGAAGCCAAGGCACCUAAUUUGUGCAAAUGGGCUGAGUGUUUUUGCUCUGAUGCUGCUGUCAAGGAUGUUAUGCCUGAAACUGAUUGGCUCUCUCUGAACCACAACAUUCGCAAAACUUCCCGUAAAAGUUUUCGUACACAAAGCACUAGUUUCCACAAUGGAAACAUACGUUCUCUUUCCUCUCCAACACACAAUGAUUCAACUGAAUCGAAGAAAAUCACCACUGAGCCAUUACUCCCAAUUUGUCCUUCAAACGCCUCAGAUUUGCCAUCCAAUGAUCCCAUUGUAAGAUAGUUUCUCUCUCUUGUUGUUAGAUGUAUCUGCGGGAAGGAAAUUGAAAUGAAUUUUGAUGCUAUUUGUGUUGUUUCAAUUCAAGCUUGCACUCUUGAAUUUAGUAUUGUUUGCACAUUCUGAUGAAGCUUUUACUUUGGCAUAGAACUGAUGCUUUGUUUGGCAACAUGGAAUUGGAACUAGGGAAUUAGGAUUGGAAGGAUCGUAGUGCAAAUUUUGCUACAAUUUCUAUUCUAGGACCUCAAUUUAAUGUUGUCAAAGAUUGUGUCUCAAUUGGUCAUUGGAAAUUUGGUUCCAAAUUGUUGGGUGAAGAUUUUAGAAAUAAAAAUAUAAUGCCUCAUUUUUAUUUUUAUUUUUGCUA